Molecule: messenger RNA, 6259 nt
Organism: Ahaetulla prasina
Lineage: Eukaryota; Metazoa; Chordata; Lepidosauria; Squamata; Colubridae
Gene: WNT9A
Product: Wnt family member 9A
Exons: 4
Coding region: 54-1157 (367 amino acids)
Biological process (GO): multicellular organism development; cell fate commitment; canonical Wnt signaling pathway
Cellular component (GO): extracellular region
Molecular function (GO): cytokine activity; frizzled binding
Source: RefSeq, a predicted model, not a curated record
CCGAUCCGGCUCAGCGGGAGGAACGCGAUGAUCAGCGCCAGCGCCGAAGCAAAAUGCUGGAUGGACACCCCCGGCAGCGACGGCUCUUCUUCUCCUCCUCUUGCUGCGCGAUCCUAGUUCUGCUCUCCUGCGCCCCGGAUCUUUCCACCGCCUACUUCGGGUUGACGGGCAACGAGCCUCUGACCAUCCUCCCUCUCACCAUGGAAAUGGAGGAAGCGGCCAUCAAAGCCCACUACAAGGUCUGCGACCGUCUGAAGCUGGAAAAGAAACAGCGCCGAAUGUGUCGGAGAGACCCCGGCGUGGCCGAGACCCUCAUGGAAGCCAUCAGCAUGAGUGCGCUGGAAUGCCAAUACCAGUUCCGCUUUGAGAGGUGGAAUUGCAGCCUGGAAGGACGUUACAGGGCCAGCCUGCUGAAGAGAGGGUUUAAGGAAACAGCCUUCCUUUACGCCAUCUCUUCGGCGGGGCUGACCCACGCCAUGGCCAAAGCCUGCAGCGCCGGACGUAUGGAGCGCUGCACUUGUGACGAGGCCCCCGAUCUGGAGAACCGCGAAGCGUGGCAGUGGGGCGGAUGUGGGGACAAUCUCAAAUACAGCAACAAGUUUGUUAAAGAGUUCCUUGGGAAGAAGUCCAACAAGGAUCUGAGAGCUCGGGUGGAUUUCCACAACAAUUUGGUGGGGAUGAAGGUCAUCAAAGCUGGAGUGGAGACCACUUGUAAAUGCCACGGGGUGUCCGGCUCCUGCACUGUCCGGACGUGUUGGCGCCAGCUCUCCCCGUUCCACGAGAUCGGCAAGCAGCUGAAGCAGAAAUACGAGACGGCCCUCAAAGUGGUGAGCACCACCAACGAGGCCACCGGAGAAGGGGACAUCUCCCCGCCCAAGAAGUCCAUCCUGGGACACGGCGACCAGAUCCCCAGGACUACAGAUUUGGUAUAUCUCGACGAUUCCCCGAGCUUUUGCUUAAACAGCCGGUUCUCCUUUGGGACGUCCGGCCGGAAAUGUUACAAAGACAAGAACUGCGACAGCAUCUGCUGCGGGCGGGGACACAAUAUCCAAAGCCGGGUGGUCACUCGCUCGUGCCAAUGCCAGGUCCGCUGGUGCUGUUACGUGGAGUGCAAGCAGUGUACGCAGAGAGAGGAGGUUUACACGUGCAAGGACUGAAGGAGUUGUGUCCGACGAGCCCCCACCUUCGGGGACGGAACCCCCACCCCUUGCCCCUUUCUUCAAGACAAAAACAAACAAACAAACCCCGGAGGACGUCCGGUAAGAUGUUUGAGCGCAACCCUGACGCGAUGGAAGCACUUUGAGGGGGUUCCGUGCUUUGCUUGGCCAUGCCUCUUUCUCAGCAAAGAGAUUUCGGACGCCAGCCAGCACCGAUGGAAGACCCCUUGUGAUGUCCAACAUGAUGGCUUGGAAACCAAAGAAGGACUCUUCUUGACCAGGAUGUGGAGGCUAGAAUUGUUCACCCUUCACGUUUGUGCUCCCUUCCUGAGAAUUCUCUUGGACCUGGAUGGUUCCAUUUCAUUUUGCAAGAGAACUCUUAUCUCUUGAAGACCUUCAACUGCAGAAGGUGUUCUAGGGUGAAGAGGACCCUAGAAGGAUUUUUUUUUUAUUAUUAUUAAAAAAAAGUAAUUUAUGGAGCUUCUGGGCUCCAGAAAGCCCAAAUCAUAAGCCACAUCCCAUUAGCUGGAGAGGUCACUAUACGAGGACGUAUCCUCAACGUUCCUUCUAACAGCUUGUUGUAGCAGAUGGUGAAAAUGUUGGGUUCCCCCACACACCCCCUUAUUUCCCACUUGUGUGCCCUCCACCUCUCUUCCUUUGCUCUCCUUUGCAAUCCACUUGGUGAAUUUGGAAAACCACUAGCGGAGCCUGUGCAAUCUUCUCAACCAGCAUUCUGACUCCUUCGGUGAUUUAAUUAGGACUUGCUUUUUUGUAUUUUUGUUCUGCUCUGGUUUCUCUUCUUAUGAUUUCAGUUGGCACCCGAGGCCGCUUCGAGACCAGCGUGACGUCCUGGCUGGGAAUGCCAUUUGGCCCUCGGCCUUGGGAAAACGGAGAAAACGAAUCGCCUUCGAGACGUCUGGAUCACGGCGUCCAAGAAUGCGUGUCUCCUGAGGAUCGCAUUUCACCCGCCUUUCUCCAUGCCGAUGAUAUUCUCCGGGGCCAAUUAAAAGCCUGUUUCUUAAAAAAAAAAAGACCACUUAAACCACUAGAAAGCUGCAUGCAUUAGAUGUAAGACAGCGAGCAGCCGAUUCUUGUUCCUGUAGAUUAGAAGGGGAAAAGAUAUAUAUGGAGAAAUAUCAAAAUAGCAGACUGGAUCACUAAUACAGAUAGUUCUCAACUUACAACUGUUUAGUGCAAGAGUUUCCAACUUCGGCAACUUUAAGACUUGUGGACUUCAACUCCCAGAAUUCCACAGCCAGCUUUGCUGGUUUAGUGCCAUUAAAAGUUUACAACAGCGCUGAAAAAAGUGACUUAGGACCAUUUUUCACACUUACGACCGUUGCAGCAUCCCCAGGGUCACGUGAUCAAAAUUUGGGUGCUUGGCAACUGAUUCAUAUUUAUGACGGUUGCACUGUCCUGGGGUCACCCUUUUGUGACUUUUCGCCUAGCAAAGUCAAUGGGGGAAGCACAGUUCACUUAACAACCGUGUUUCCAACUUAACAACUGCAGCGGUUCACUUAACAACGGUGACAAGAAAUGUCCUAAAACUGCCUUAACAACUGUCUCUCUUAACCGCAUGAAUUUUGGGCUCAAUUGUAGUCGUAAGUUGAGGAUUACCUGUUCAGAUGUGAUGGUCAACAGAGCAUUCUUCUAUCAUGUGAACUGGGGAAUAUUAACAAAUAUGCAAUUCUUUAUUUAUUUAUUUUUGCUUCAAGAUGGGAUUUGGAUGAAGAGCUGAUAAAUUCCUGGAUGAAUUGUCCACGUGUGAUGGACAGUGAUUUUAAAACUGAUCCAAGAGUUGCAUUUCUUUUUUUGUCUUGGGGAAUUGCAAUUUGAUUCGUUGGAGGAGCAGAGCAGAAAUCUUAAGAACAUAGAAUCACAGAGUUACUUGGAAGGGACCUUGGAGGUCAUCUACUCCAACUCCCUCCAACAUUUCUUGCACGUUCUCAUCUGGGAAAUCAUCCCCGCUCUCAGGCCCAAUUUUAAGGGUGUUUUGAACAAAAUAAUAAUAAUAAUAAUGAUAAAAAACGGUAGCCGCUUCUAUCAAAGCUGUCCUUCUUGGGAAAUGGAUGAAUUUGGAGGAGAUGGUAACCCAGGGAGGUAAUGAACGAGAUGGUGGCUUGCUUCCAAAAUUGGUAUGACGGUCCUGAGACGGCUUGGGCCGUUUUAUGGAUUAGAGGAGUGACUGAAACAUGGAAGAUCGCUCCUAGCUUUGGGACAUGGCUUGUAACUGGUAUGAAAUAUCUAUGAACUGGCCUCGGGUCUGGUGAUUUGAUAGACCUUUCCUGAAGCUACAUGCCCAAGAAUUUCCUUGCCCAAUGGACCACCUCUGUAGCUCCGUGCAACGGAUCGCAAAACCAAAUGAAGACUUAAAAGACUCUUUUAUUAUUUCAAGGGUGGAAUAUGAAUCUGAGAUACAUAUUCCGAUGCCUAGAUAUCUAAAUAUUGAACGUUUAUUUAUUAAGCUUUGCAGAAGUUUGUAUGGUUUCCAUGUGGUAUUAUGAAACUGGGCCUCUCGUUUGAGCGUGUGAGCACUCGGUCCUUUCUUUCUUUCUUUCUUUCUUUCUUUUUUUGCACGCUGGUAUUUGAACCCGGAUUCCCGAAGGGGCUCUUUAAUUUUUUCCAACACUGUAAGGCCUGACCUUUGAGCAAGAUGCAGCCUCAUUUUUCUUCCUUUCCUUCCCCCUCUCCCCCCCCUUUUUUCCCCUCUUUUUGAUCAAUGUUAUUUGGAAAGCGAAGGUUUCUGAGCCUUGGUAGAGUCUUGCCUGGAUGUCUGGUUUUCAUUUAGCUAAGCCCAGCGGUGGGUCCUGUUUCUCAGAAGCAGCGUUUGACGUUCCUGGGUUGCCGUUGGAACAGCUCACGUUGAGGGGUUUUGGGGAGAAAUGGGGAAGGGGGAAACCGUAGAUGUGGGAUUGGUGGAGACCUUGCUGUUCUCUGAACUCUUACGAUUCUCUUGCAGAUGCUUCAUUACCUAAUUAUGGUUAGCACCGAUGAUGUAACCUAGUAGUUGCGUCAUGAAAUGUUUGCAAGAAAACCAAAAGCUCAGACAACAAGGACCUCACAGUCUUCCCCCCUCCUCCUCCUGCUCCUGCUCCUCCUUCUCCAAACACCUCUUCCCUUUGACACUGAUGAUGUUCCUUAGUUGGGUCAUGAGAUGUCUGCAAGAAAACCUCCAAGCUUAGAGAACACCAAGGACCCUGCUGUCUUCCUCUUCUUCCUCCUCCUCCUCCUUCCUAUCCUAAUCUUCUUCCUCUUCACGAACACCACUCCCUUCUAGCACUGAUGACAUUCUCUAGUUGGGUCAUGAAAGGUCUGCAAGAAAACCACCAAGCUCAGGGAGCACUAACGAUCCCACAGUCCUCCUCCUCCUCCUCUCCCUUGUAGCACUGAUGACGUUCCCUAGUUGGGUCAUGAAACAUCUGCAAGAAAGCAACCAAGCUCAGAGGAACCCACAGCCACCAUCUUCUUCUUCUUCCUCCUCCUCCUCCUCCUCCUCCUCCUCCUCCUCUCCCUUGUAGCACUGAUGACGUUCCCUAGUUGGGUCAUGAAACAUCUGCAAGAAAAGCAUCACACUUCGAGAACACGAAAGACCUCCCAGUUCAAUCCUGAGCAACAAAUAUUCUUUCUGUUGAUAAAUAGAUUUUGUUUUGGGCCAUAGCCUUAAUCUCUGGAGAGGAAAGGUGGAGAAGAAGUCCCAAAUUCCUUUUUUCCCCUUAGUGGGAGUAUUCUGGGGCCCUUGGCCAACCAGAAAUAUCCAAAAAUGGGAAAAUCCUUCUGUACGCCAGACCAUUCUGUCAGUUAUUUAAAAUUAUUUAAAAUUAUGGAACAGUGGUGACUUCAUAAGCCACUUGCCCACAGCUGCUUCUCGACAUUUGGGAAAUUUUUGAUACAUUUUGAUCUGCUUGAUAAGGUGGAGAGUAAUUAUUUCUCUUGGUCACUAUCUUAGAUACCUGGACUAAAGAUAGGUUAAGGAAGAACUUGCAAUCUUGCAGGAUCUUCCAUGCUCAUGGGGUUUUAGCCAUCUCAGUCUGGAGAUCAAAUUGCUUGAUUUUUGACGGCUGUGUCUGAAAUACAGGUAGUUCUCAGCUUACAUUCGUUUAGUGACCGUUCAAAGUUACGACGGCACUGAAAUACGUGAUUUAUGACCAUUUUUCACGGUUAUGACCUUUGCAGCAUGCCCACCAUGAUCAUGUGCUUAAAACACAUGAUGCUUGGCAAUUGACUCAUCCUUAUGACCGCUGCUGUGUCCCAAGGUCACGUGAUCAACUUUUGUAAUCUUCUAACAAACUUUCUGUAACUUUCUUUCCCUGAAACCGCAUUUCUCAAUCUUGACAACUUUCAAGACUUCAACUCCCAGAAUUCCUCAGCCGGCAUGGCUGGACUUCAACUCCCAGAAUUCUGCAAUUAGCAUGAGGGCUGGGGAAUUCUGGGAGUCGAAGUCCACACAUUUUAAAAUGGCUAAUCCUGAAGCUGUUGUACCCUAAAACGAAUGGGUCAAACAAUUCAUUUUUAAAUCGAUUUUUAUUUCCCAGGCUUGGGGAGAAAAAACACACCAACUGGUGAAAUUCACACAACUUGCUAAACCUAGAUCACUGAACAUAGCUAUUUCUGGUGUGAACUGUAACCAAAUUGACCAGACAGGCUGGAUAAGCCAGCAUGAAAUUAACCACCAUGUAAAUAUGUUCAGGUACUAGGUCUUUAACCAACCUAGUUGAGCAUGUUGUGUGAACCAGACUUUUUUAAAAAGUCAACUCUGGAUUGCCAAAAUAAAGCUUACGCUAAUCAGUAUGUAUAAGAUUACAGGUAGUUUUCAACUUACAGCGGUUCACUUAGUGACUGUUCGAAGUUAUAAUGGCACUGAAAAAAGUGACUUAUGACCGUUUUCCACACUUAUAACUGUUGUAGCAUCUCUAUGAUCAUGAGAUCAAAUUUCAGAACCCUUGGCAACUGACUCAUAUUUAUGAUGGUCACAGUGUCCCGGGAUCAUGUGAUUUGGGGCAUAUAUAUAUAUAUUUUUUCUGAGGUUUUCGCGGGAGUUUGUAUGUAGGUCUUUGGUUAUUCGGGUUUUCUCCCGCAUAAAAUUGGAAGUGUCUUGGCGACGU